This is a messenger RNA of Durio zibethinus, 2318 nucleotides long. NCBI's taxonomy places the organism in Eukaryota, Viridiplantae, Streptophyta, Magnoliopsida, Malvales, Malvaceae. The record is from RefSeq and is a predicted model, not a curated record.
CUCAAACAAUCAAUUGCAGUUGAGAUUGUGGGUGCACCCAACACCAUUCUUGGUGAAGGCUUGAAGGAAUUUGCUGGAACUUUGAAACCAAAUCGUUCCCACAUCAAUUGGAUUCUCUACGCACACGUUCAACAUGCUUGGUGGUUUUCAUUCACAUCAAUAAAUUUGCGUCUUUCAAUUGCUUUUCUUUUUUUAUUAGAAAGUAGAACAAAUAUGGUAUAAUGAUGAUAUGGGGAAAAUCACUGGUAAAUGGGAAAUUAAUUUAGAAGUGUAAGAAUUUGGAAAUAAGUUUUUUUAAUCAUUGUUGUUACUUGUAAAACCGUCGCGUCACUUUCUUGUACGGUUUCCCUCUGGAGUUCCUGAGAAACAAACAAAGCUUGCCUAUCAGAACUCUCCGGUUGUUAAUUUUUCUCCAAUCAAACAGCUGUUUAGAUAUCUGUCCCUGGGUCUAUCCAGUUGCCUCAUUUUUAGAAAAAAAUAAAAAAGAAAAGGAAAAAAAUACUUCUUAGUAUCUGAAAUCUGUUUAAUUUUUCUUCAGAUUAGAGGGUUUAGAAAUUUUCAUUUUCCAAUUUCCAUAGGAUUUUGUCUCAGAAAAAAAAUGAUGGGAAGGCAACAGCAAAAUCACCGACACCGGGAUCAGCAGUCAAGGGUUUUCUACGAGCUGUCGGCGCUGGUUCUGAAUCUUCUACGAUAUCCGCCGACGCCGAUGCCUUUCGAAGACCAAUCACGGGCGCCGGCGAGGAGGACUCAUCCCCCAGUGACAUCGACAAAGACAACGAUAACGCCGGCGGGAUUCGCUUGGCUGAUGCUAGGGAUAUCGGUUUCCUUGAUACUGUGCGGAUCUGUAACUUUUUUCAUAGGGUUCAUGUUGAUGCCUUGGGUUCUUGGUUUGGUCAUGGUUUUUUACGUUGCCGGGAUUGUUUCCACGGUUUCCAUGUUAGGUCGUUCUAUUCUUUGUUACGCCAUGGCCCCUCCUUCGCCGCCAAAGGAUAUUCCCGGAACUAAAUCUCAUCUGUUUCAUUUCCUGCAUUUUUUGGCAAUACAUGUGAUCUAUCAGUCUUAGCUAAAUGCUUGUUCACCUGUUCUGCUAAAAUUUAGCAUCGGAUAUUUUAGAAUGGAGGGUCGUUGCUGUUACUAAAGUAAUGAUGAACUUUAUUUUGAGAGGUGAGCAUCAAUCAUAGGAAAAGGAAAUUUGCAGAUUACCCGUGGCAAUUAAGAAACUAGGAGACAGGCUUAAUCACUACUCUCUUUCAGGUGGUUGUUUUUUUUUUAAUCCUUAUAACAACAGGUAACUAAACCUUUUAUUGGCUGAAAUAUCAUGAUUGACAGGAUUUUGGAAGCUCCCUUAAGACCUGACUAUUCUUCUGUAUGUUAUAUGUGGAAUAUUUAGAAACACUUUCAAAUAUGUUGUUUGUUUACUCUUCAGCAAAAUAUGCUUUCCAGUUUGUCCGAUCUUUAUUUAACUUUAUCCAUUGAUCUUUGGUGCAUGCUUCUUGUGAACCUUUUAUGCAAUCAAAUGGUGAAUUUGUUCUUCCUAUGAUACUGAAAAACUUUGUUAAGAGUCAAAGUAUGUGUAAGAAUGAAUUAAAUUGGUUCACAUUAAGUUUUCUUUUAGAAAAUCUCCUUUUUUUUUCUGUACUUUGUUGGUUAGAAAUGUAAUGAAGCGCAAUCAUUGAUAUUAUGGGUUUAGCAAGUAAAAGAUAUGACAAAUUGCUGAUUGAUGGGUUUCUUUUACAAGUGGAGGAAUAAGCCAAUAAGUCAAUAAUAAGUAGUGACUUGUCUAAACGGUUUUCGGUUGAUCAAAUUUGCGUGAAGUUUUGAAACAGACUGGCUCAGUUUGACUUUUUAUUUGAGAUUUGGAUCUAACUCAAGAGAUAAAUUGAUCUUGAGGUUGAAUAAUAUGAAUCUGUUUUGAAACAGACUGUCUCAGUUUGACUUUUUGUUUGAGAAUUGGAUCUAACUCAAGAGAUAAAUUGAUCUUGAGGCUGAAUUGUUAAGGUUCUAGUAGGUUCAUGAUUUCAUAUUGUUGACCUUUUUUGCAGUAAAUAAUUUAAUAUGUUGUAUCUGACAUCUCUGCUCUUCAGUAUUCAUUUGUCAUCAGUUAUGUUUUGCAUGGUACAACAAGUUUUCAAAUGCUUGUGAAGAAACAACAGAUUUUUGUUUGGGCAGCUAAUUUUAUCCUUGUUUGCAUGAAAUGAAACAUGGUCGUCCGUAGUUGAACAGACUGCUUUUUUGUUUAUUUUUUCCCUUUUUCUUCAAUCAAUUAAAUAUGCGUAACAAUUACGAGAUUGCUGAUGUGCUCUUUUCAAAAUGAUUCG